Scomber scombrus (Atlantic mackerel) is the source of this 525-nucleotide messenger RNA. RefSeq names its product nanos homolog 2-like. The coding region runs from base 7 to 525 and encodes 172 amino acids. Gene Ontology annotation, biological process: oogenesis; negative regulation of translation. The transcript has a single exon. Lineage: Eukaryota; Metazoa; Chordata; Actinopteri; Scombriformes; Scombridae. The record is from RefSeq and is a predicted model, not a curated record. Gene Ontology annotation, cellular component: perinuclear region of cytoplasm. Gene Ontology annotation, molecular function: zinc ion binding; mRNA binding.
AUAAAUAUGAGAUGCACAAACUGCGCAAACUUUUCUCCAAAAAUGACGCAAAGACAACUGGCAUUCAGGAGCUCCCUCUUCUCUGAUGAUGACUGCUUCGACAUGUGGCAUGACUACAUGAACCUGAGCACACUGCUGGAGAAGCUGUGUGUUGGGCGUGAGGUAGACCACAGAGACACCGAGGGUCCCAAGAAACAGGAGACGGCACCUGGGGCCCACAUCUCUCGGCCCGAGGAUGACUCGACUCCACAGUCGAGUCUGACAGGGAGUUUGGCCAGCAGCCUGUCAGACUCCAGCUGCAGCGGGACGGACUACUGCCGCUUCUGCAAGCAGAACGGGGAAUCUGCAAGAGUGUACCGUUCACACAAGCUGAGAUCAGAAAAAGGGAAAGUCGUCUGCCCCAUCCUCUGGAGCUACACCUGUCCCAUCUGUGAGGCCACCGGUGACUACGCACACACACGCCGGCACUGCCCGCAGGCGCAGCGUCAGGAGGCUGCGAGAAAGAUGCCGUCCUGCUUCUGGUAG